AUCUCUUUGAUGAAGCUUGUCAGCUGGAAUUCCUAAUUACCUGGAUUUUUUUUUUUUUUUUUUUUUGCCACCGCUCCCUUUCCUGAUGCCCCAGGCCCUUUGGGAGGUGUAUAAAAGGCCCAAAGGUUCCACAGAGCUCCAUUCACCUUCCACUGCUUGACUCGCCUUGUCAACUUGCUCUGCCAGCCGAGCCAAAGGAUGUCCUGCUCCAGCCUGUGCGUCCCCAGCUGCGGGGUGGCCACCCCGGCCCCUCUGGCUGACAGCUGCAACGAGCCCUGCGUGCGGCAGUGCCCCGACUCCACGGUGGUCAUCCAGCCCCCGGCCUCGGUGGUCACCUUCCCCGGGCCCAUCCUCAGCUCCUUCCCGCAGCAGAGCGCCGUGGGCUCGGCCGGAGCUCCCUACGUGGGAGCCGGCUCCGGGGGCGCCUUUGGGAGCCGUGCCAGCUCCCUUGGGGGCUACGGAGGUUACGGAGGCUGGAGCUUUGGAGGCCGUGGUGGCUACGGAGGCUGGGGCUAUGGAGGCCGUGGGCUCUACGGGGGUUGGGGCUGUGGAGGCUAUGGGGGCUAUGGGGGCUAUGGGGGCUACGGCAGCUGUGGCUACGGCGGCUGGAGCAGUGGCCACCGCUACCUCAAUGGCAACUGCUGGCCCUGCUAAGCGCCGGCCCGAGUGCGGCCUCCCACCCAGAAGAGCUCCAGGAGAAACCCCGGCACAUCCCGACCCGACGCUCUGCGGACCAAAACCCCUUGGGCACGGCCGGGCUCCGCACCUCGGGAGCCUCGUGCCACCUUGGGAACCAGCUCUGCCUCGUCCCUGCCCUUGCUGAGCAUCCCCACGGGGCUCCUGCUGCCCCGCUCCUAGAGACUCGCCCGGGGCUGCUGCUCCUGCUCGCCCGGCUGUGCCCAGGGCCAGCCCACGGCAAGCCCGUGGCCACGGCCCUGCUCUCGUGCCCAGCCCCUCCUGCCCUCCCCCUGCAAUAAAAGCUCUCUUGCAUUGCAA
Molecule: messenger RNA, 996 nt
Organism: Taeniopygia guttata (zebra finch)
Lineage: Eukaryota; Metazoa; Chordata; Aves; Passeriformes; Estrildidae
Product: claw keratin-like
Cellular component (GO): intermediate filament
Molecular function (GO): structural constituent of cytoskeleton
Source: RefSeq, a predicted model, not a curated record